AUGAAACGCAAACUUAAAUUCUCGCCCAAACCAUAUGCAGAUCGCACGGAACAAUUCCACAAGUACUUGAAACCCGGUGCGUUAGCACAGAUGCGAGACUCUCAAAUCAGCGCCAAAUGGUACCGAUUCAACUCGCUCUCUCAGAUCUACCUCCGCCGUACUUCUCCUCUUCCGUCGUCUCCACUUUCCACCAUCGGUCAAUCGGAGAUUGACGUGGUCGAUGAUUUCCCUUCUUUGGCUGGAAGGGGUUAUGGUCCCUUCUGCCUUAAGAGGAAGAAGCUCGCGGCAAUUAAGGCUACCUGGUUUCCGAGCCCUAAUUUGCAGACUCCAACUACCGAUAUAACUCGAGACCCGGUUGUUGAUGUGUUUAAUAGCGAUGUUGCUGCGCAUUGA
Molecule: messenger RNA, 393 nt
Organism: Benincasa hispida (wax gourd)
Lineage: Eukaryota; Viridiplantae; Streptophyta; Magnoliopsida; Cucurbitales; Cucurbitaceae
Source: RefSeq, a predicted model, not a curated record